Messenger RNA from Notolabrus celidotus (New Zealand spotty), 1858 nucleotides. RefSeq names its product collagenase 3-like. Gene Ontology annotation, cellular component: extracellular matrix. Bases 12 to 1436 code for a protein of 474 amino acids. Gene Ontology annotation, molecular function: metalloendopeptidase activity; zinc ion binding. Gene Ontology annotation, biological process: collagen catabolic process; proteolysis; extracellular matrix organization. Lineage: Eukaryota; Metazoa; Chordata; Actinopteri; Labriformes; Labridae. The record is from RefSeq and is a predicted model, not a curated record. The transcript is spliced from 10 exons.
CAGCCAAAAACAUGGAGACUUUUAAGCUAUGUGUUCUACUAAGCCUGGCAGUCGCUGCUUGCUGCGUGCCGUUACCAAAGAUCACUUUGAAGGAUAAGAUUAUUGCAGAGAGCUACCUGAAGAAGUUCUUCAACCUUACAGAGGAGUCCGGUCCAACUAUCAGACGAGGGACCAGCCCCUUGGUAGAGAAGCUGAGAGAUAUGCAGAAAUUCUUUGGUCUACAGAUCACCGGGACUCUCGAUGAAGAGACCUUGACAAUGAUGAAGAAGCCUCGCUGUGGCGUCCCAGAUGGACAUAUUGGCGAAUUCUCCACCUUUGGAAACAGCCAUAAGUGGCGGAAAAACAGCCUCACCUACAGGAUAGAGAACCACACACCUGACAUGUCUGAGGCAGAGGUUGAUAUUUCCAUAGAGAAAGCUUUGCAGGUUUGGGCCAAUGAAACUCCUCUGAGAUUUACAAGAAUCUACAGUGGCAUCGCAGACAUCAUGAUCUCCUUUGGCGCUGGAUCACAUGGAGAUUAUUACCCCUUUGACGGCCCUGGAGGUACUCUGGCCCACGCCUUCCCCCCCGCCCCAGGCCUUGGAGGAGAUGCUCAUUUUGAUGAAGAUGAGGAAUUCACUUUCAGCUCAGAGUCAGGCUUCAACCUCUUUUUGGUGGCUGCUCAUGAGUUCGGUCACUCUCUGGGUUUGACUCACUCUGAUGAUCCUGGCGCUCUCAUGUACCCAGUGUACAUACAAAGAAACCCUGACACCUUUGUGCUGCCCCGUGACGAUGUCAAUGGAAUCCAGUCUCUCUAUAAGUCAAACCCUGACAAGGACCCUGCCAACCCCGGACCCGAGCCCCCUACCACCCCUGAUUCUUGUGAUUCUACCCUGGUUUUGGAUGCCGUUGCCACACUGCGAGGAGAGAUGAUCUUCUUCAAGGGCAGCUUCUUCUGGCGUAGCUACCCUCAGAGCGCCACACCUCAGCAGAGUCUCAUCACAAACUUCUGGUCCAGUGCUCCAAGCAACAUCGAUGCUGCUUACGAAAGCAGACAAUCUGACAGCGUCUUUCUCUUUAAAGGUCGUCAAAUGUGGGCUUUCAGCGGCUAUGAUCUUGUGAGCGGCUUUCCCAAGUCAAUUUCCAGCUUUGGUCUGCCCGAAAACGUGAAGAAAAUCGAUGCAGCCCUCUAUGAUGUUGCAUCAGGCAAGACUCUGUUCUUUGUCGGCAGCGAGUACUACAGUUAUGACGAGGAUAAACAAAGAAUGGACGCAGGAUUUCCCAAGAAUGUGGAUGAGAUCUUCAGCGGUCUGACCGGGAAGGUCACAGCAGCUUUCCAGUACAGAGGUUUCACUUACGUCUACAGUGGACCCUACAUGUUUGAGUACAGCCUGAGGUCCGGCAGGUUGUACCGUGUGCUGAGGAACAGCUACUUCCUGCGCUGCAACAAGUACUGAACCAGUUCAGCUAACGAGGUGUUUAUGUAGCCACUUUGAAUGACAAUGAAGGCACUGUAUUUGUAGGAUGUAAUAAUAUAUUUGAUGUUACUUACAGAUAUGUACUUUAUUUAUAUCCUUCCUAAGAACAGCACCUAAUAUUUUGUAAUGUUGUUUUUUGUGCCUUUAAGCUUUUUACCACUCAAAAUAAUAUAUAUAUAUACAUUUCUUAUUUAUCUUAUUUGCAGUCUUUUUCUUUGGCUAUUUGUUUUUCUGUGUAACUUGUGUGUCUAAUGGAGUUAAUCUGUUGAACACAUACAGUUAUUUAGCACUGUUACAAUUUAACAUGUCAAAUUGCACUGAUUUGAAGACCACUGUGACAAGACAGAUGAAUGUAUGCCCUUUGCCCCAUCAACUAUUAAUAAAAACUUGUUUCGAAAAUA